This is a messenger RNA of Caenorhabditis elegans, 1844 nucleotides long. RefSeq names its product Intraflagellar transport protein 56 homolog (gene dyf-13). The transcript has 12 exons. The coding region runs from base 85 to 1809 and encodes 574 amino acids. Gene Ontology annotation, cellular component: cilium. The record is from RefSeq and is marked reviewed. Lineage: Eukaryota; Metazoa; Nematoda; Chromadorea; Rhabditida; Rhabditidae.
AAGCAGACUCAAUUGUGCUCCAACUCCUCUUCUUCUUCCCCUACUAAUCCCAUUCAACACAACUACAACUCCAUCUAUUUUAAAAUGUUGAACUUGUUUCGAAAUCGAAAGAGAAAUGGCGCUGGUCCAACAAUCAAAAAGGCACAAAAAAUGCCAGAAUUGGAUGAUUUUUUGUCCAAUCAAGACUACGAAGGAGCAAUUUCUCUUUUAAACCAUAAACUGAAAGCAGGAAAUUUGGAUCGAGAAGAGGAAGAUUCACUCCAAUUAUGGCUUGCUCAUUGCUAUUACAGAUUGAGAAAUUAUGAAGAAGCAGCUAAUGUUUACACUUUUUUGAUGAACAAAGACGAUGCUCCUGCAGAGCUUGGAGUGUAUCUUGCAUGUUGUAAAUUCUAUCUGAAACAAUAUAUCGAGGCAAAAUCAAUUGCGGAAAAGUGUCCAAAAACUCCACUGUGCAUUCGAUUAAUGAUGAAUGUGUCACUUCGACUGAACGAUGAGAAACGAAUUUUGACUUUUCAUUCCAGUUUGGGAGACACAUUGGAAGACAGGCUAUCUCUUGCUGGAGUUAACUAUUCCAGAAUGCAUUAUCAAGAUGCAAUUGAGGUUUAUACCAGUGUUCUUCAAACUAGUCCAAACCUGAUUGGACUAAAUGUGAAUAUGGCUCUGUGCUACGCAAAAAUGGAUUAUCCCCACGUGGCUUAUAAUCUUAUCAAGAACUAUUUGAGAAACUUUCCAAACAGUCCUUUUGCCAAAAACUUACUUCUAUCUGUCCUCUACCGUACUAUCACAUCAAAAACUACGGUAGAUGAAAAGUCAGAGUUGGCAAGAAAUAUAGAUCAAGAGGGUUUAACAAUGGUUUCUGAUAUGGAAGCAUUGCUCAAACAAAAGUUGUAUCCUGAAAUUGAAUACAUAUGCAAACACAAUUUAGUUUUAUUCAAAAACUGUGAAACUGCACUUCAAGUUCUUCCGUCUCUAAUGAAACAUAUUCCGGAAGCAAGAGUCAAUUUGAUUCUAUAUCAUCUCAAUAAAAAUAAUGUCAAAGAUGCAAUAAGUUUGUGCAAGGACUUCGAUCCAGUAACACCUUAUGAGUUUCUUGUAAAAGCAUUGACAUUCUUGAGACACGGCCAGGAAACUAACUCGAGAGAACACCUGAAGAUUGCUGAAAAUUUCUUUCAAAUGGUUGGCGAGUCCGGACUUGUUCAAGAUACAAUUGCUGGUAGACAAUCAUCCGCAGCUUAUCUUUUCUUGUCGUUCAAAUUUGAUGACGUCAUAACUUAUUUAAAAUCAAUUGAAGCAUAUUUCACAAACAACGACGAUUUUCUCUUGAACCUCGCACAAGCAUAUUUGAUGUACAAAAACUAUGUAGCUGCUGAGAAACUGUUCAUUCGAGUUUCAGGUCCUGAAAGAGAUAAAAUUCUCUACAAAUCAAUGUUAGCAAGAUGCUAUGUCAGAAACAAGAAACCUCAAAGCGCUUGGGAUAUGAUGCUGAAAACCAAUAAUCCAUCGGAUCGAAUGAGUCUUCUCAAAGUUAUAGCACAAGAUUGUUAUAUUGCAAAUGAAUUUUAUUACGCAUCGAAAGCGUUUCACGAGAUUGAGAUAAGUGAUCCUACAACUGAGAACUGGUCUGGGAAACGAGGAGCUUGUGCUGGGUUAUUCAGACAACUGGCCAAUCACAAAACUGAUCCAAUUCUGAUAAGCCAGAUGCGAGAAGUAGUUCAUUUGGUUGCAAUGAAGCCGCAUUCAAAUUGUGAAUUCCUAUUGAAAGUUGUCCGCAAUUGGGCCGAAACGCAUAACGUUAAUAUCAUCAAUUAAAUGUGAUAAUGUAUUUCUGAAUAAACUGGUUUCUU